ACGUCAGACUAUUGUAAUCGAGCGUGAACACUCUUGUGUUGAUGUCGGCUGCUGCUGUCCCGUCCAUUUGGUAACACACUGGGACCAAACUUCAAGCUCCAAGAUGUUCUUGUCUGCUGUACUUCGCUCUGCAGUGUCGCAGACGGCCAGACAGGUCAGGAGUCUGCAUCAGUCUGCUGCUCGGGCUGGAGCUGGUGGCAUCUUUGUGCACAGAGAUACUCCUGACAACAACCCAGAUACUCCUUUUGAGUUCACCGAGGAGAACAUGAAGAGGAUCGAUGCGAUCAUCUCCAUGUACCCUACUGGACACAAGCAAGCAGCCACCAUCCCCGUGUUGGACGUAGCCCAGAGGCAACAUGGAUGGCUCCCGAUCUCCGCCAUGAACAAGGUCGCUGAGGUUCUGGAAGUUGCUCCAAUGCGAGUGUAUGAAGUAGCGACGUUCUACACGAUGUUCCUGCGUCAACCCGUGGGAAAAUACUUCAUUCAGAUCUGCACAACAACACCCUGCAUGCUCUGCAACUCAGACAGCAUCCUGGAGGCCAUCCAAAACAAGCUGGGAAUCAAGGUUGGAGAAACUACCCCUGACAAGCUGUUCACCCUCAUAGAAGUGGAAUGCCUGGGCGCCUGCGUGAACGCUCCAAUGGUGCAGAUCAAUGACAACUAUUACGAGGACCUCUUACCGAAGGACAUUGAGGACAUUAUUGAUGAGCUCAAAGCAGGCAGAGUCCCAUUAGCUGGGCCCAGGAAUGGGCGUUUCUCCUGUGAGCCUGCAGGUGGACUGACCUCUCUGAUCGAGCCUCCUAAAGGACCGGGCUUCGGUGUAAGACCGGACCUGUAGACAUUUUUAGGCCAACAUCUGCUUUUAUUAAAAGCAACUUGUCCCUGAAGCUGAUAUUAUGCCUAAUUCAAACAUGUUGUGUAAAUAAACUGUUCAUAUACCUGUG
This is a messenger RNA of Anarrhichthys ocellatus (wolf-eel), 944 nucleotides long. RefSeq names its product NADH:ubiquinone oxidoreductase core subunit V2 (gene ndufv2). Lineage: Eukaryota; Metazoa; Chordata; Actinopteri; Perciformes; Anarhichadidae. The coding region runs from base 104 to 838 and encodes 244 amino acids. Gene Ontology annotation, molecular function: NADH dehydrogenase activity. Gene Ontology annotation, biological process: mitochondrial electron transport, NADH to ubiquinone. Gene Ontology annotation, cellular component: respiratory chain complex I. The transcript is spliced from 8 exons. The record is from RefSeq and is a predicted model, not a curated record.